CUGCCGCUACUAUUAAACAACUAUUAUCUAUUGCAAGGUUAAUUGUAUGCCUUGCUUGGUAUUGCAUUAAGCCCUUCAUACAUUCCAUCUCAUUUCAUCUUUACAAUAACAUUGCACUGAAAACACUAUUUUGAAGUCCCUUAGAUAAGCUGAGAACUAGAGAGGUGGGAAAACUUGCCCAGGUCUCCAGGGUAAGUGACAGAGCUGGGACUCAAGCACUGAGAGCCUGAUUCCUGAACCCACUGUUCCUAGUUCCGCCAUGUGACCUAAUGAGGUCUUGAUUUCUCUCUCCUGUCUCAGUUUGCUCAUCUCUAUUACUCGGUGAGAUCACUGCUAAUUGUAGCAGUCCCUGUUUAGUCCCUGCAAGAAUGAGCUGGCCAGAGGUUUAUAGCCUGGCUGUUUAGUGUCCUCAAUCAGAUUCCUCCAAAGCUGACCAGUCCUUUUCUUCAUCUUUAUGUGCCAUAAAAGGAAAGAUUCUUUACCCGUUCAAAAUACAGUUUGUAAUCGGAACAUUCUGUUGACACUAGAACUACUUUAUUAUUGUUAAUCCUGUUUCUAACUGCUAUUUGUCGUAAUUUUAGUAAUAGUCUGUCAUGGCAUCCCCACCCAUUUCCAGGCUAAGCACUUCAUAUGCAUUACCCCGAGUUGUCAGUAGCUUUUUUAUAAAAUAAGAGCACAUGUUAGUGGGGUUGAAGAACAUGGGGUUAAAUGACUGCUCAUUUGACCCCAGGUCUGUCUGGUUUUCUGCUACUCUGGUUAUCUCUGUCAUGGACUGGGAUGCCAGGAGUGACUGGAUCAGGCUAGGGAAUGACUAAAAUUAAGGGAUAGAUUCUCAUCUGGAGCUGGAGAUCUGGGCUGGCGUCAGAUGGGAUGUGCAGUGUUAGUCAUGAGAUCAAAAGAGCGGGGUAAACUGAGAUGAGGGGUCAGGAGUUAGCAGUACAAAGUGAACAGGACACAUGUUCAGACUUUCAUGAGGCAGCCAGGAUUAUAAAUAACAUGUUGGAGGUUCAUUCUGAUGGGCUUUAGAUUUUAUAGCUGGCAAUAGUGGGCAGCUAACUUAAAGACCUGGGAGGGUAAGACAAUUCCUUCCACCCAUCUGGUCUUUCUGGGGAAACUAAGUAAUAAUGGAGCUUCCAUCGGAGUCAUUCUCCGUAUGCACAGGACUGGCCGGAUGUGCCCUUCUGGAGGAGAGGACCUGUAUCUGUCUACCACGGACCUCCGUUAAGGCUGGGAACCUGCAUUCCCAUGUCAUAGGAAUGGGAGACAUGGCUCGGGCUUUUCCCAGUCUGAGGCUGUCUCCGUGCCUGCGGCUUUGGUGAUGGGAACUCAUGUUCCCUUGGCAAAGCAUGAAAGCUUUGGGGAAAGAAUCCUUGACUCUGUCUUCUGCCUCAGAGAGCUCAGUGAAGGUGCAGACAGCUGAGCUAACUCUGUGUACGGAUGUGCACAUAGUAAGUUCAUUUUUUAAAGGGGGACAGCUUAGACGGGGAGGCAGGCAGGCAAGCUUUUUAAUCAAAGAAAGUGGUAUGGUAUUUCAGAAAUGUAGGGGGAGAAUGUGUUGGUAUUUUUACAAGUUGGCAGGCUUGUUCAGUUAGCUGAUCUGCAGUGCCAGCUCUGGGAAGCACAGAUGUCCCUGUGCUUUGUAAGGUAACAUGCUUUGGGGCCAAACACCAACUGUCGCCCUCAGUCUGUUGUCCCAGAUGAUGGGAGGAUGGAAGCUAUUUUAUUGGUUUAGAACUGAGAGGGUUUGCAUGGCUCCUGAGUUCAGGUUUCUACCAGUGUUUCUAUACUAUUACCCUCAGACCCACGGCAUUUCAGAACUCGGCGUUCAUGAUUUCAGAUACCUACAGGAGACCUUAUAGGUUCGUGAGUUUGACCUUGUGGAGCAUGACCGGUAAGCCGUUCAGUUCUGCGCUGUGCUGACAGGACCCUUCAAAGGAAGAGCGAUGGCCACGGCGGCGGCGGCUUCUCACCUGAACCUGGACGCCCUCCGGGAAGUGCUGGAAUGCCCCAUCUGCAUGGAGUCCUUCACGGAGGAGCAGCUGCGGCCCAAGCUCCUGCACUGCGGCCACACCAUCUGCCGCCAGUGCCUGGAGAAGCUGCUGGCCAGUAGCAUCAACGGCGUCCGCUGCCCCUUCUGCAGCAAGAUCACCCGCAUCACCAGCCUGACGCAGCUGACCGACAACCUGACGGUGCUGAAGAUCAUCGACACGGCCGGGCUCAGCGAGGCCGUGGGGCUGCUGCUGUGCCGGUCCUGCGGGCGGCGGCUGCCCCGGCAGUUCUGCCGGACCUGCGGCGCGGUGCUGUGUGAGCCCUGCCGGGAGGCCGACCACCAGCCCCCCCGCCACUGCACGCUCCCCGUGAAAGAGGCCGCCGAGGAGCGGCGCCGGGAGUUUGGCGAGAAGUUGGCCCAUCUGCGGGAGCUGGUGGGGGAGCUGCAGCGGCGGAAGGCGGCCUUGGAGGGUGUGUCCAAGGACCUGCAGGCCAGGUACAAAGCCGUCCUGCAGGAGUACGGGCACGAGGAGCGCAGGGUCCAGGAGGAGCUGGCUCGCUCCCGCAAGUUCUUCACGGGCUCGCUGGCCGAGGCUGAGAAAUGCAACAGUCUAGCGCUGGAGGAGCAGAGCUACCUGCUCAACAUCGCCGAGGUGCAGGCCGUGUCUCGCUGUGACUACUUCCUGGCCAAGAUCAAGCAGGCAGACGUGGCGCUGCUGGAGGAGACAGCGGACGAGGAGGAGCCCGAGCUCACUGCCAGCCUGCCCCGCGAGCUUACCCUGCAGGACGUGGAGCUCCUCAAGGUCGGCCACGUGGGCCCCCUCCAAAUCGGGCAGGCUGUCAAGAAGCCCCGGACAGUCAACAUGGAAGAUUCCUGGGCCAUGGAGGCGGCAGCCUCUGCGGCCUCCGCCUCUGUGACAUUUCGAGAGAUGGACAUGAGCCCCGAGGAGGCGGUGGCCAGCCCCAGGGCCUCGCCGGCUAAGCAGCGGGGUUCCGAGACAGGCGCCGGCAUCCAGCAGUGUGUCUUUCUCAAGAAGAUGGGCGCCAAGGGCAGCACCCCGGGCAUGUUCAACCUUCCCGUCAGCCUCUACGCCACCGGUCAGGGCGAGGUGCUGGUGGCUGACCGCGGCAACUACCGAAUCCAAGUCUUUACCCGCAAAGGCUUUCUGAAGGAGAUCCGCCGCAGCCCCAGCGGCAUUGACAGCUUCGUGCUGAGCUUCCUGGGGGCUGAUCUGCCCAACCUCACUCCCCUCUCCGUGGCCAUGAACUGCCAGGGGCUGAUUGGUGUGACUGACAGCUAUGACAACUCCUUCAAGGUGUACACCCUGGAUGGCCACUGUGUGGCAUGUCACAGGAGCCAGCUGAGCAAACCCUGGGGCGUCACCGCCCUCCCGUCCGGCCAGUUCGUGGUGACUGAUGUGGAAGGUGGGAAGCUCUGGUGCUUCACCGUUGACCGAGAAGCGGGGGUGGUCAAGUACAGCUGCCUCUGCAGUGCCGUACGCCCCAAAUUUGUCACCUGCGAUGCUGAGGGCACCGUCUACUUCACCCAGGGCUUAGGCCUCAAUUUGGAGAAUCGGCAGAAUGAGCACCACCUGGAGGGCGGCUUCUCCAUCGGCUCUGUGGCCUCCGACGGGCAGCUGGGCCGCCAGAUCAGCCACUUCUUCUCGGAGAAUGAGGACUUCCGCUGCAUUGCUGGCAUGUGCGUGGAUGCCCGCGGCGACCUCAUCGUGGCUGACAGCAGUCGCAAGGAAAUUCUCCACUUUCCCAAGGGUGGGGGCUAUAGUGUCCUCAUUCGAGAGGGGCUCACCUGUCCAGUGGGCAUCGCCCUCACUCCUAAGGGGCAGCUGCUGGUCUUGGACUGUUGGGAUCAUUGCAUCAAGAUUUACAGCUACCACCUGAGAAGAUAUUCCACCCCUUAGGGAGAAAUGGGAGUUUCCUCUGUACCCCGGCCAGCGUCCUCUCCCCUUAUUCCUUGGUUAUUGGUGGUACUGUAGAGUAGACCUGCCCUGUGUCCCCAUUCCGGCUAGCUAGCCCGAGCAUUUUAGAAGCUGUUUUAGUUGUUUUUCUUUGCAUUAUUUCCCCCCUGCAUUUAGGCUUUAUCAGCUGCAUUGCCUCACAUCAGACCCAGGCUGGGGUCAGCUGAAGUGUGAUGAGAACUUCGGCACUCCCAGGCUUCAGUAGAGCCUUUUGCCCCGUAUUUGAAGUUUGCCCUUGUGUUGAAUGCACCCUGGCCCGUUUUCCUCUCUCUUGGCUUUGAAGACGCUGGGCUGUGAUUUCCUUCCUGUUGUAGUGCGUUUCCUCUGUGACACUUCCUCUUUGGCUCUGCUGCCCUCCGUGUGGGUGCUCCAGUGGGAUCGGCCCCAUCUUUCCGUGACAUUCCGGACCUCCUAUCCUGUGGGCUGACAUCUCAGGUCUGACCGCCUUUACCAGCGUGAACGCUCAUUCAGUGUCACCAAGGGAGAUACACCGUCCCUCCGGGAAUCAGCACCUCGCGGCUCCGGGUGCUUCGUGCCAUCUCUGAUUGGUCUCUACUUGUGGCUGUGACAGAAUGGAUCGACCCUAGUUGGUUGAUGUUGAAGACCUGAGUCUGGAUGUUGCUUGCCUUUUAAAGGAGCCUAUGGAUUGGAAUUAUGCCAAAGCACAGGAAGAUGGUAAUAAACAUAAUGCUGAUAUAGUCACAGCGGACACUGUUGGAUGGUCUCUGGAGCUCAUCAUUUUUCAUCCUACCUCUAUCCAUUGACCUGUGCUGAGAGCUGUCUGUGGACUUGGACUGUACAACACAGGCCAGCGCCAACCGAGUGGGGAGGGGGAUGCAUCCCAUUUCAUUAGUGAAACAAAAUUGUUGGGUCCUUAUUCUGUAUUUCCCUCAAGUAAGUGUAUAAUACUUGUUUUCGGGGUUUCUUUCCAUUCCUCUAUCAAGCAUUAAAUAAUUGAUAACUGUU
Molecule: messenger RNA, 4931 nt
Organism: Myotis daubentonii (Daubenton's bat)
Lineage: Eukaryota; Metazoa; Chordata; Mammalia; Chiroptera; Vespertilionidae
Gene: TRIM32
Product: tripartite motif containing 32
Cellular component (GO): cytoplasm
Molecular function (GO): protein binding; zinc ion binding
Source: RefSeq, a predicted model, not a curated record